UCGGUCCUAAGUUUGUGGUUCUUAUUUAUCUCCUCUGUCUCUUCUCCUUCCUCACUCCCUCCCUCCUCUUUCUCUCUUCUCUCUCUAAGAUUUCGUCUGUUCAGACCACACACUCACUACUACGAUGUUGCUUGGAAAGAGACAACGACCACCGAUUAACAGAACCACGAGUCUGUCGGAGAUAAAGUUCGAUCUGAACCUUCCCGGAGAAUCAGAGGUAUCAUCAAACCAGCAGAGUCCAAGCAAGAAUCCCGUGGUUGGACCAUACGGUUCCAACGUUCAAGUCGUCGCAGCAUCCGUUGAUCAACACCGUGAGAUAUUAGAUCAACGGUUCUUAGCUAUGGUUACACCUAGAGGUAACCUGAGGAGACACUCAGGCGACUUUUCAGACGCUGGGCAUUUUCUGAGGUCUUGCUCCCUCUGUGAACGCUUACUUGUUCCCGGCCGGGACAUCUAUAUGUAUAGGGGCGAUACGGCCUUUUGUAGCUCAGAGUGCAGGCAAAAGCAAAUGGUACAAGAUGAGAGGAAAGAAAAAGGUAAACUGGUGAAGCAAUCGGCGGUGGCAGCCACCGCAAGAUCCGACAAAGGAGGGAGAGCUGCAGCCGCCGUGUAAUCCCACAUACAUUAUAUAUAUAUAUAUAUAUAUGUGUGGCUUGGUAUGUGUUUGUAUAUGAUUAUGAUGGGGUAUUACUUGUUCAAAGCAGUGAGCGUUAAUUAACAUGUGUUAAUCGCUCUCGUGUCCUAAGCUUUUUACAAGGGUUUAAAUUUUACAAGUUUUUGAUCUAUCUUAAAAUAAAAAUCAAAUGUAUGUAGACUUGUGUAAUUUUUUUAAGUACUUCAUGAGAAAAUUUUAAGAUUACAGGU
Molecule: messenger RNA, 864 nt
Organism: Raphanus sativus (radish)
Lineage: Eukaryota; Viridiplantae; Streptophyta; Magnoliopsida; Brassicales; Brassicaceae
Product: FCS-Like Zinc finger 6
Exons: 2
Coding region: 125-613 (162 amino acids)
Source: RefSeq, a predicted model, not a curated record